This is a messenger RNA of Stegodyphus dumicola, 1305 nucleotides long. RefSeq lists its product as uncharacterized. The record is from RefSeq and is a predicted model, not a curated record. Lineage: Eukaryota; Metazoa; Arthropoda; Arachnida; Araneae; Eresidae.
AUGUGGACAGAUUCCUUAAUCGCUCUUCAUUGGAUUAAAGGGAAAGCUUCAAAAUGGAAACCUUUUGUAUCGAACCGUGUAUCCGAAAUCCAGUCUAGAACUGAUCCUGCUGAUUGGAAUCACUGUAGUGGGCAGGAUAAUCCUGCAGAUUUCAUAUCUCGAGGAGCUACCGUGGAAAAGUUUAUGUCCAGUUCGAUUUGGAUGCAAGGUCCAGAAUGGCUUCGGUUGAAGAAAAGGGAUUGGCCAAAAGGCUCUAAUUAUGAAAUUUGUCUAGAGAUUUCUCCAGAAGUAUAUUGCGAAAAAAGAAGUAAACUGGAAGAAGUAUCGUCUUUUGUGUGCGAAGUGCAAUCGAAUUUGACACAUUUAAUGGAUUUGAAUAGAUAUAGUAGUUUAAGAAAAUUAUACCGUGUUACAAGUUGGAUACUACGAUUUAUAUACAACCUUAAAUUUAAAACUAAACGAUGUGGUGAACUAAGCACUGAAGAACUUAACGAGGCUGAAAUUAUCUGGACAAAAACUGUUCAAAGUGAAGCUUUUGCGGAAGAGCUGUCCUCUUUGAGACAGGGUAAAACAAUUUCUAAGACUUCCUCUAUUCUAGAACUGAAUCCCUUUCUUAAUAAUGACGGGAUAAUGCAUGUUGGUGGAAGACUUCAGAAGUCAAGACUUUCUUACCUUCAAAGACACCCAAUUAUUAUGCCCUCAAAACAUCACUUUGUGAAUUUAUUAGUGUGGGAUGCACACAGCAAAGUGUUUCACGGUGGAAAUUCUGAAACUUUUAUAGAAAUACGCGAAAGGUACUGGAUAAUUAAAGGAAGACAAACUGUUAAAAAUAUCUUAAGAAAAUGUAUUCUGUGUAUAGAUUUCGGUGGACCACCUUAUGCCAAAGACAGUGAUGAGAAAAACUACAUCGUGUUGUUUACUUCUGGAGUAACGCGAGCUCUUCAUUUAGAGUUUGUUGGCAGCAUGACCACAGAAACAUUUCUUCUUGCUUUUCGACGAUUCAUUGCUCGUCGAGGUCUAUGUUCUCAAGUUUUGACGGACGAUGCCAAAACUUUCAAACGAUCGGAACUUAAAAAGUUGUGGACUGUCAUUAGUCAUCCAACAGAACCUAUGCCUCUAACUCCAGCUCAUAUGCUAUUGGGGCGCAGGGUGAAUAGUAAAAUUACUGAAUUUAAAGUUAAUGAUAUUGUAUUAAUUCAUGAUGAAAAGCUACCUAGACAUUUUUGGAAAUUAGGAAGAGUUGUUGUAACAGUAUUUUCUGGCAGAGAUGGAAAAGACUAUUCCAUAUAUGUGAUGAAAGUUUAA